CGGAUCUGGACCUCCGCGGAGGUAGGUGCUGGCCUUUUCGGAGCCGCUCCGGCGCGGUCCGGGGCCAGAAGACAAUGAACGGGACGCGCUCUUGGUGUGCUCUGGUGGACUUGCACUCCGAAGGGGAGAGCGAGGCAGUUGGGAAGUCCUACCCAAUGGUGUCUAGCAGAUCAGUUGGUCGUUCCCUGGCAUCAGAGCUGGUAGAGUCCAAUGAUGGGCACGAGGAAAUCAUCAAGGUUUACUUGAAGGGGAAAGCUGGUGACAAAGUCAUCCAUGAGAAGAAUAUCGAUCAGCUAAAAAGUGAGGUUCAGUACAUCCAAGAGGCUAGAAGCUGUUUGCAGAAGCUCCGGGAGGAUAUAAGCAGCAAGCUUGAGAGAGACUCAAGGGACUUUCCUCAGCAACAGGAGAUGCAGGUGCUGUUGGAAGAGCCAGAUGGCUUCAGGCAGUCUUCCGCUACUCUGUACAAGACCCCCUCUGAGACUCUGGUGCAAGGUUAUCAAAAUGAAGACUCCGAGAGCUUGAAGAAAACCAUCCAGGAUCUGCGUGAUAAGCUGCAGGAGGCCGAGAGGCAGCAGCGGUCAGACAAGGCGCAUUUCGAGGCCACGCUUAGCCAGUACCAGAGAGAGGCUGAGACGAGCAGUUCUGCCCUUCAGAGAGUGGAGAGCAGCUUGGAGCAGAAAGAUGCAGAAAUUCUCAAGCUUCAGAGGUGCAUGUUGGGGAUGGAGAAGGAGCAACAGAACUUACUGGAGAAGGUCAGGGAAGGGGAGACGGCCCUGGAAGAGCUUCGGACUCAGACUGCUGACUGCCUCGCAGAACAGGAAAAGGCUGCUCAGCUAGAGAAGGAAGUCGCUGCCCUUCGGGAGAAGAUCCAUCACCUGGAUGACAUGCUGAAGAGCCAGCAGCGGAAAGUCAGGCAAAUGAUAGAGCAGCUUCAGAAUUCUAAAACCGUGAUUCAGUCAAAGGACACAACCAUCCAAGAGCUCAAAGAGAAGGUUGCCUACUUGGAGGCUGAGAAUUUAGAGAUGCAUGACCGAAUGGAGCACCUGAUAGAAAAGCAGAUCAGUCCGGGCAAUUUCAGUACCCAAACCCGAACCAAGAGUGACAACCUGGGAAUCGUUAGGAUCUCCCGGCCUCCAAACCCUAAGCCCUUGCCUCUCAUCCGGGUGGUGGAAACCUGAGCUGCAAAUGAAUAUUGCUGCUUACGACCCUUAUUGGCCUAAAGAGAAAACCCACCUACCCUGUCGCAUCACAGACUUUUACUUCUUGACUGGUCCUUGGCUCCCCCCUGCCCCGGGCCUCAUGUUUGUAUGCCUAAUUCUCGAGCUCCUUUCUUCUGUCUGCCCAGCAUACAGAGGAGGGGGAGGGCCUUCCUCUGGAGACCUGGAGCCCUUUGAAGGAAGCUACCGACAGAAGCCCCUCUUUGCUGAGGCCAGGGCAAGGGUGGAGCCAGUGCUGACACCCAUAAUACCAUGAUUGUUGCUGAUCUUCAUUAAAGAGGAGAUUUUUCCUCUGAAAGUGGGUGUUGAGCUGCCCUGGCAAGGGUUACCCAGCAGGACCGGGAUGGGGUGCCCUGACUCAACGUCUGCCCUGACACAUGGAGAAACAAAUAUCCGCUUGGCCUGGCUGUCAUCCUGAGGGACAGAACCUCUUUCUUCCAGUGUUGCUCGGCUCCUAGCAACGGUCCCCCACAAACACUUAGUCCUCUUCCCAAGAUGGCAGGAUGCCUACCCAGCUUGGGGGCUGCCUGGCUUCAGUGAGGAUGAAUCUCACCUUUGGUUAAGUCCAUUUUCCUGGGGAGGAGGGUGAGACAAAAACCCCCAUUCAAAGAAUGGAUUUGUAGCAGGAAGGGGUCCCUAGGGACACUGACAGCCAUGCCUUAGUCCUUGCUGCUUUUGUCUUCUCCCACAAUUCCCAGAAACCCUUGGAGUGUUCUUGUUUGUUUUUCUUUCUUUUUUUUUUUCCCCAUUUAAACUUAGCCCAAGAAACACCGCAGUCUUCCUGGUCCCAGUGCCUGGAGGAAGGCUUUUCCACCAGAUUGCAUCAGUCCCAGAGAAGUAGCCAUGCCUCCCCCAAUAUUUAUUUUGCUAAGUUAUUGGUGUCUUUGGUUAUGUCUUGUGGUUGUUUUAAUACCAAAGUUUUGGAACCUACCUAUAGAGUUGCUUGAAACUGGGAAAAGCUUUUUGUGUGUCUUUCAUCUUUCUCCUAUCCCUGUGUCUUCCUCUCCCCUUUCCCCAUGCCUAAUUUGUGGACCAGGUAGGGAAUUGUAUGUGUGUUUAUGUAUUCAGGCUACAGGUGGGGGGGGGAAGUGGAUGGGAAAGGAAAUGUAUAUUGAUUGUACAGAAAAUUCAUGAAUAGGACCCUUUGGGAAAGGACUUGGUUCUUCCUUGAAUCUCCCCCUCCCUGUCCUUUUGGGUAUACUGCCUCUGAAUGAUCACAUCUCCUCUUGGUCCCUGACUUGUACCCUCAGGUGAUGGAGAUAAAAUGUCAGAGGACUAGCAUAGUCCUGUAGAAAAAUAUUAACAAAAAGCAAAGCUCUUAUUAAGUUACUUAGCUCUUCCUGGCUCAAAAGUAGAAGGCUUAAGUUUAUCUGUGUCUGUGUAGAGGAAGCCUGGGUACUAGGCCUAGUCCUGCCCAGAACUUGCUCUGCCACUGCGGGCAAGUCCUUCCAUGCUCCAGUUAACUCAUCUGUGAAGUGAAGGGCCUGAACUAACCUAUUUCCAAAGUCCCUCCUAACUCUAAAAGGUGUUUCUGGCCUAUAUUCUUUAUAUGGUGAAUCGAAUAAAUUAUAUUGAUGCGCCUCUCA
This is a messenger RNA of Vombatus ursinus (common wombat), 2803 nucleotides long. RefSeq names its product tuftelin-like. The transcript has 12 exons. Gene Ontology annotation, biological process: intracellular signal transduction. Gene Ontology annotation, cellular component: intracellular anatomical structure; I band. The coding region runs from base 75 to 1178 and encodes 367 amino acids. Lineage: Eukaryota; Metazoa; Chordata; Mammalia; Diprotodontia; Vombatidae. The record is from RefSeq and is a predicted model, not a curated record.